UGUCAACGUGCUUAUAAAAAUAUGGGUCGGACUGAUAACUCGCAUUAAUAUUUGCUCUUUAGUUCCAAUCGCCAUGGGUGACAGAGACAGCGUCGCUUCUCCAGCAUCGGCCCAAACGGGUGACUCUGCCAACUCGGGAAGCCCUGCUGCACUCGAUGCAUCCAAGCUCAAUAUCACACUCGCAAAGACACUGAAGCCCCUGCAGCCCAUCGAGACGCUGCGUUUCGGCCAGACAUUCUCGGACCACAUGGUUGUUGCAACUUAUGACCCUGAAACAGGGUGGUCCGCGCCUGAGAUCAAGCCCCAUGGGCCCAUUACACUUGAUCCUGCAUGCUCGUGCUUUCAGUACGGCGGAAAUGUCUUUGAGGGCAUGAAGGCUUAUCUUGGGCCUGAUGGAAAGGCACGCCUGUUCCGCCCAGACAUGAACAUGCGUCGAUUGGAGAGGUCUUGUGCACGUCUCGCACUUCCACCCAUCGACGGAGAUGUCGUGUUGGAAUUGGUAAAGUGUCUGGUGAAUCUUGAGAGGCGCUGGAUACCCAAGGAAUCGGGAUACAGUUUGUAUCUGCGCCCCACCGUCAUCGCAACUCGCCCAGGUUUGGGGGUGAUAGCGUCUGACCAUGCUAUACUUUACAUUCUUGCAUCGCCAACUGGACCAUACUAUCAAAUGGUGAAGCCUGUUACUCUUCUUGCUGUCAGCGAGAAUGUGCGCGCGUGGCCGGGUGGAACUGGGGGUCACAAAGUCGCUGGGAACUACUCACCCAGCUUCUUGCCCCAACGAAAUGCGGCAGAAAAAGGCUACGACCAAAUUCUUUGGCUGUUUGGUGAGGACAGAAGAAUCACAGAGGCUGGAGCGAUGAACUUCUUCGUUGUGGUCAAGAGGGAUGAUGAAGAUGGCGUGGACCUUAUCACGGCGCCUUUGGACGGUACUAUUCUACCUGGAGUCACUAGAGCAUCAUGUCUUGCGCUCGCAAGCGAUCCAGAAUUCCUGGAAGAAAGCUCACUACGCUUGUACCCACAAGAAAAGGUGUAUACGUUGAGUGACAUCGCGAAAUGGUCGUCCGAGGGCAAAUUGCUGGAGGCGCUAGUGGUAGGCACAGCGGUGAUUAUCGGACCUUGUAAUAGAAUUGGGUUUGAGGGUCAGGACAUCGUGAUUCCUGGGGCCGGGAUGGGCCCAGUUGGUACGGCACUGCGGAAGAAGAUUCUUGAUAUCCAGGAGGGUAGAACAGAGUGGAAAGGAUGGGGCGUCGUCUGCCCUUAGUGGCAUGUUACAGCUAGAAACAGCAUUUGGCUCACACCUGCCUACCAAAAAUGGGCAAAUCCAUUUCACAUGUUGCUAGAUGUGGAAGUUGGUCCGUGCGCGGGCCAGUUGCCUUUAUAAACCUUUGCUCUUGAUUUUGUUUGUUCAUCUCUUGUGCUCGGGCAUGUACUGUCGCCAGUGAGGUCUUUACCGAGGCACAGUCUUUUGCUGAUUGCAAAUUACACAUCCGAACCCGUCUGUUAGCUUCGGCUUCCAGCAAUUUUUGCAAACCCCUUCGCCGUGAUGCUUUUGUUUGCGAAAACGAAGCAGAGCGAAAUCUUUCCUCUAGAUCAGAACCUUGCGACGGCUAUCUCAGCUUGUAUUUGCGUAUCUUAUUUUGUCAAUCUAUAGUUAUUUGCAAUGACAAACAUGCAGUUUCUUGUUUUCAA
Molecule: messenger RNA, 1686 nt
Organism: Suillus clintonianus
Lineage: Eukaryota; Fungi; Basidiomycota; Agaricomycetes; Boletales; Suillaceae
Product: aminotransferase
Exons: 6
Coding region: 74-1258 (394 amino acids)
Biological process (GO): L-leucine biosynthetic process; L-valine biosynthetic process
Cellular component (GO): mitochondrion
Molecular function (GO): branched-chain-amino-acid:2-oxoglutarate transaminase activity
Source: RefSeq, a predicted model, not a curated record